CCCCAGCAGCCGUCUCAGGUCUCAAGUCCUAUCCCAGCAUGGCGCCCACACAGAUGUCCCUUGUUUGCUUGGCGCUGGCCGCCCUGGUCGCGCCGCUGUGCGCCGAGCCGCCGUCCAGCUACCUGCCCCCGGCGAGGGGCGGGUUUGGGGGCGGCGCCAACCGGCCGUCGUCCAGCUACGGGGCGCCGUCCUCGUCCUAUGGAGCGCCCAGCGGUGGCGGCGGCGGCUACGACGACCAGUCGGAGCCGGCCAAAUACGACUUCAUGUACGAGGUGGACGCCCCCGAGUACGGCACCCAGUUCGGCCACCAGGAGAGCCGGGACGGCGACGUCGCCCAGGGCAGCUACCACGUCCUGCUGCCCGACGGCCGCAUGCAGACCGUCCAGUACGUCGCCGACGCUAACGGCUACCGUCCGCAGGUGUCGUACCAGGGCACCGCCAGGCCCGGCGGCGGCGGCGGCUACGGCGGUGGCGGCAACGGUGGCUUUGGCGGCUACCCCAGCGGCGGCCCGGGCGGCAACGGCGGCUACCGGUACUAGGCCAGCGUCAACGGCCAACGCCAACGCCCGACGUGACGGCCGCCACCGGGACCGCGGCUCCAGUGGCGAACACCUGCCCCGUCAGCAGCGGACCCGGGAGCGACCGAGACGAGACCAGCACUCGACGACCAACAGGGCAGGGCAGCGUGGUGACCCCACCAGCAACCUUCUCCACACUGCCCUGCCUCGCCACACCACAACGACAACGAAAGGGACCCAACGACAGCACACCUGCCAAAGCGCCUUGUCUGUGAAAUAGCAUUAGUCAAUUAGUAACAAAGCAUUAAUAAAGCAAGACCGAUGCCAUGACAUCCAAA
Frankliniella occidentalis (western flower thrips) is the source of this 856-nucleotide messenger RNA. RefSeq names its product pro-resilin-like. Gene Ontology annotation, cellular component: extracellular matrix. Lineage: Eukaryota; Metazoa; Arthropoda; Insecta; Thysanoptera; Thripidae. The transcript has 3 exons. The coding region runs from base 39 to 539 and encodes 166 amino acids. The record is from RefSeq and is a predicted model, not a curated record.